This is a messenger RNA of Guillardia theta CCMP2712, 708 nucleotides long. RefSeq lists its product as hypothetical. The record is from RefSeq and is a predicted model, not a curated record. The transcript is spliced from 4 exons. NCBI's taxonomy places the organism in Eukaryota, Cryptophyceae, Pyrenomonadales, Geminigeraceae. Bases 1 to 708 code for a protein of 235 amino acids.
AUGGGGUGGGUAGUCAAGAGAGGGAGCGACUACAACAAUGGCUGUGAACAAGACGACGACGGGGACAACGACAAGGACGACGACGACGAUGACGAUGACGAUGACGACGAUGACGAUCUGGAAGAAGCUUCAAGCACCUCAAGAAGAGCUGACGUGCCGCCUGAGGUCAAGGGCCAGGAGCAACUUUUCUUCUUGCACCGUGGUCCUCAGGAUGGGAUGCAUAUCUACAACAGCAUGGUGCCACCUACAUCGCCGAAGAAGAUUCGCCUGCCCUUGUCCGAUGAAGACGAGCUGAAGUUCGUGUGCGCAAGGGAAGCGCUUCAAGAGUUGGUAAAACAAGAAGCUUCGGUGACAGUCGACGUGAGGGACAAAGGCACGAAGGACUCGGUGCUGGCGAAGUCAGGACGGCAUGAAGGCGAGCUUCACAAUCAUCUUCUGCAUGCGAUCAAGGAUGGCAUGACGUUGCAGGAGGCAAAGAUAGGGAUGGUCAUAGCCCAGUUCGAAUCCCUGGAUGCCGAGCUGCAGCGGAAGGCGCUGGAGCAGGGGAAAGCGAGGAUCGAAAAGAUGCCAGAGGACGCAAAGAAGAGGAUGCGACACAACCUGAUGGUUCACAAUGAGAUCGAGCGGGUCGAGCUUGAGGCUACUGAGGACAAGGAAGGCUGGUUCAAAAGAAAGUUUCAGUCAGGGGCGACACCCGUCGUGGCUUAG